This is a messenger RNA of Echinops telfairi (small Madagascar hedgehog), 4312 nucleotides long. RefSeq names its product ATP binding cassette subfamily B member 4 (gene ABCB4). NCBI's taxonomy places the organism in Eukaryota, Metazoa, Chordata, Mammalia, Afrosoricida, Tenrecidae. Gene Ontology annotation, cellular component: membrane. The coding region runs from base 62 to 3907 and encodes 1281 amino acids. The transcript is spliced from 28 exons. Gene Ontology annotation, molecular function: ATP hydrolysis activity; ABC-type transporter activity; ATP binding. The record is from RefSeq and is a predicted model, not a curated record. Gene Ontology annotation, biological process: transmembrane transport.
CCAGUGAGAGGGGAACAGGUGGCGCCCAGAGAAGGGACUUGCUUGCGGGACCAGGGCUGCAAUGGCUCUGGAGGCGGGCAGGAACGGGACGGCCCGGCGCCCCAGGGGAGCGGAGGGCGACUUGGAACUGGGUAACUGCAGCAACCAAGACAAGAACAAGAUGAAGAAAGUAAAUUUGAUUGGACCAUUAGCAUUGUUUCGAUACUCUGAUUGGCAGGAUAAAUUAUUUAUGUCCCUGGGCACCAUCAUGGCCAUAGCUCAUGGAUCAGGUCUUCCACUCAUGAUGAUAGUAUUUGGACAAAUGACUGAUAGCUUUGUUAAUACUGCAGGAAACUUCUCUUUCCCAGUGAAUUUCUCAUUGUCGCUGUUAAAUCCAGGCAUAAUUCUGGAAGAAGAAAUGACUAGGUAUGCCUAUUACUACUCAGGCUUAGGUGCUGCAGUUCUCGUGGCUGCCUACAUUCAAGUUUCAUUUUGGACUUUGGCAGCUGGCCGACAAAUUAAGAAAAUCAGGCACAAAUUUUUUCAUGCCAUUCUACAACAGGAAAUAGGCUGGUUUGAUAUCAAAGACACCACAGAGCUCAACACACGGCUGACAGAUGACAUCUCCAAAAUCAGUGAAGGAAUUGGUGACAAGGUUGGAAUGUUCUUUCAAGCAGUAGCCACGUUUUUUGCAGGAUUCAUAGUGGGGUUCAUCAGAGGAUGGAAGCUCACCCUUGUGAUAAUGGCCAUCAGCCCUAUCCUGGGACUCUCUGCAGCAGUUUGGGCAAAGAUCCUCUCCGCGUUCACUGACAAAGAGCUGGCUGCCUAUGCAAAAGCAGGAGCCGUGGCCGAAGAGGCUCUGGGGGCAAUCAGGACUGUGAUCGCUUUCGGGGGACAGAAAAAGGAGCUAGAAAGGUAUCAGAAACAUUUAGAAAACGCUAAAAAGAUCGGAAUUAAGAAAGCGAUUUCGGCAAAUAUCUCAAUGGGCAUUGCCUUCCUGUUAAUAUAUGCAUCGUAUGCAUUGGCCUUCUGGUAUGGAUCCACUCUGGUUAUAUCAAGAGAGUAUACUAUUGGAAAUGCAAUGACAGUCUUUUUUUCAAUCCUAAUCGGAGCUUUCAGUGUUGGCCAGGCUGCUCCUUGUAUUGAUGCUUUUGCCAAUGCGAGAGGAGCGGCCUAUGUGAUCUUUGAUGUAAUUGAUAAUAAUCCUAAAAUUGACAGUUUUUCAGAGAGAGGACACAAACCAGACAACAUCAAAGUGAAUUUGGAGUUCAAUGAUGUUCAUUUUUCUUACCCAUCUCGAGCUAAUGUCAAGAUCUUGAAGGGCCUCAGCCUGAAGGUGCAGCACGGACAGACGGUGGCCCUGGUUGGGAAGAGCGGCUGUGGGAAAAGCACCGUGGUCCAGCUGAUACAGAGACUGUAUGACCCUGAUGAGGGCACGAUUAGCAUCGAUGGGCAAGAUAUUAGGACGUUUAAUGUAAGAUAUUUAAGGGAAAUCAUUGGAGUGGUGAGCCAGGAGCCAGUGUUGUUUUCUACCACAAUUGCUGACAAUAUCCGCUAUGGCCGUGGAAAUGUAACCAUGGAUGAGAUCAAGAAAGCUGUCAAAGAAGCCAAUGCUUAUGAAUUUAUCAUGAAACUGCCACAGAAAUUUGACACGCUGGUUGGGGACAGAGGCGCCCAGCUAAGUGGCGGGCAGAAACAGAGAAUCGCCAUCGCAAGAGCCCUGGUCCGCAAUCCCAAGAUCCUCCUGCUGGACGAGGCCACCUCUGCCUUGGACACGGAGAGUGAGGCUGAGGUACAGGCUGCCCUGGAUAAGGCCAGAGAAGGCCGGACCACCAUCGUGAUAGCACACCGAUUAUCCACAAUUCGGAAUGCAGAUGUUAUUGCUGGGCUUGAGGAUGGAGUUGCAGUGGAGCAAGGAAGUCACAGUGAACUGAUGAAGAAGGAAGGGGUGUAUUUCAAACUUGUUAACAUGCAGUCCUCAGGAAACCACAUCCAAUCAGAAGACUUUGAGGGAGACCUGAAUGAUGAAAGUGCUGCCACUGGUAUGGCCCCAAAUGGGUGGAAACCGCGCAUAUACAGGAAUUCCACGCAUAAAAGCCUUAGAAAUUCACGGAUGCAUCACAGUAGCCUUGAUGAGGAAACUGAUGAACUUGACGCAAAUGUGCCACCAGUGUCUUUUCUGAAGGUUCUGAAGCUCAAUAAAACAGAAUGGCCCUACUUUGUGGUAGGAACUGUAUGUGCCAUUGCCAACGGGGCUCUCCAGCCAGCGUUUUCACUCAUCUUCUCAGAGAUGAUAGAGAUUUUUGGGCCUGGGGACGAUGAAGUAAAGCAGCAGAAGUGCAACCUGUUUUCCUUGCUAUUUUUAGGCCUGGGGAUUAUUUCAUUUUUCACUUUCUUCCUCCAGGGUUUCACGUUUGGGAAAGCUGGAGAGAUCCUCACCACAAGACUUCGGUUGAUGGCUUUUAAAGCAAUGCUAAGACAGGACAUGAGCUGGUUUGAUGACCACAAAAACAGUACUGGUGCACUUUCUACAAGACUGGCAACGGAUGCCUCCCAAGUCCAAGGAGCCACAGGAACCAGGUUGGCGUUAAUUGCGCAGAAUACCGCUAACCUCGGAACUGGCAUUAUCAUCUCAUUUGUUUACGGUUGGCAAUUAACCCUUUUGCUGUUAUUGGUUGUUCCGAUUAUUGCCGUGUCAGGAAUUGUUGAGAUGAAAAUGCUGGCGGGAAAUGCCAAAAGGGAUAAAAAAGAACUGGAAGCUGCUGGAAAGAUUGCAACAGAGGCAAUAGAAAAUAUCCGUACAGUGGUGUCCUUAACUCAGGAAAGAAAAUUUGAAUCAAUGUAUGUUGAAAAACUGUAUGGGCCUUACAGGAAUUCUGUGCAAAAGGCACACAUCUAUGGCAUUAUGUUUAGUAUUUCACAAGCAUUUAUGUAUUUUUCCUAUGCCGGCUGUUUUCGAUUUGGUGCCUAUCUCAUUGUGAAUGGACACAUGCGCUUCAGAGAUGUUAUUCUGGUGUUUUCAGCAAUUGUGUUUGGUGCAGUGGCUCUAGGGCAUGCUAGUUCAUUUGCUCCAGACUAUGCCAAAGCCAAGCUGUCCGCAGCCCACUUAUUUAUGCUGUUUGAAAGACAACCUUUGAUUGACAGCUACAGUGAAGAGGGCCUAAGGCUUGGUCAAUUUGAGGGAAAUGUGACGCUGAGUGAUGUCGUGUUCAGCUACCCCACCCGGCCGAAUGUCCCCGUGCUCCAGGGGCUGACUCUUGAGGUGAAGAAGGGCCAGACGCUGGCCCUGGUGGGCAGCAGUGGCUGUGGGAAGAGCACAGUGGUCCAGCUUCUGGAGCGCUUCUACGACCCCAUGACUGGGACAGUGCUCCUAGAUGGUCAAGAAGCAAAGAAACUCAAUGUGCAGUGGCUCCGAGCGCAACUGGGCAUUGUGUCCCAGGAGCCCAUCCUGUUUGACUGCAGCAUUGCCGAGAACAUCGCCUACGGAGACAAUAGCCGCGUUGUAGCACACGAUGAAAUUGUGAGCGCAGCCAAAGCAGCCAACAUACACCCCUUCAUCGAGACGUUACCCCAGAAAUAUGAAACACGAGUGGGAGAUAAGGGGACUCAGCUCUCGGGAGGUCAAAAACAGAGGAUUGCUAUUGCCCGAGCCCUCAUCAGACACCCUCACAUUCUCCUGUUGGAUGAAGCGACAUCAGCGCUGGACACCGAAAGCGAAAAGAUUGUCCAGGAAGCACUGGACAAAGCCCGAGAAGGCCGCACCUGCAUUGUGAUCGCCCACCGCCUCUCCACCAUCCAGAGCGCAGACUUGAUCGUGGUGUUCCAGAACGGCAAAAUCAAGGAGCACGGCACGCACCAGCAGCUGCUGGCGCAGAAAGGCAUCUACUUCUCCAUGGUCACUGUUCAGGCUGGGACACAGAACUCAUAAACUCUUACUACAAGAUGUCUUAAUAAUACAUUUAAAUCCUUCUACAACCUUACCUGACUUGUAACAGAAGUGUCCAGUUUAUGUUAUGAUGAGAUAUAGGUAUGUCUGAUUUCAGGUCAAUUUAAAGCAUCCAUAUAGGUAUUUGAUAUUCCAGCAUUUGAAAUUUGAGCGUUAGAAGCAAGACCUGCUUUGGUGAAGUAUGAAAACUGCCUCACUUUCCCUGAGUAACUAUCAGCAACAUACACAGCAAGAAGAGCAAAGUUCAAGCACGUACAGCUGCAGAUCCAACAGAGGUCACAGAGGGAAAAUCUCCUGGUUCUGAAUGGAUAAGUAGAUGGCAGGGUGGCAAUGGGAACAAUUUUUCCAAAUAUGAAAAAUAAAAGUGUUCAAUAGCGUUGUCUCUCA